Salarias fasciatus (jewelled blenny) is the source of this 3124-nucleotide messenger RNA. RefSeq names its product staufen double-stranded RNA binding protein 1 (gene stau1). Gene Ontology annotation, biological process: intracellular mRNA localization; germ cell development; anterograde dendritic transport of messenger ribonucleoprotein complex. Gene Ontology annotation, molecular function: mRNA binding; double-stranded RNA binding. Bases 292 to 2406 code for a protein of 704 amino acids. Gene Ontology annotation, cellular component: neuronal cell body; neuron projection; cytoplasmic stress granule. The transcript has 15 exons. The record is from RefSeq and is a predicted model, not a curated record. NCBI's taxonomy places the organism in Eukaryota, Metazoa, Chordata, Actinopteri, Blenniiformes, Blenniidae.
CUGGCAGUGGGAGAGUGCCAUUCUCUUUAGUGUUUGCCCUGUCUUCCCAAUGUCCACCUCCUCACCGCCCGCAUUUUGACAUUAAAAUCACAUUCACAGACUCCUGAAACGUGCCGUCAACUAAAAAGCAAAGACACCAAGUCAGCGUGUGUCAUGGAAUAACUAAAAAUCUCCAGAGAAGGAGCGACGAGGUAGAGCUUACAUCCAGACCUCCUCAAUCAACAGUCCCUCCCAUACGUAAAUUCCUUAUCUCGGCCUCAGCCUGCUGUUAACAAAACCAGAGCAACGAGGAUGUCUCAGCUCCAGUUUCAGUGUCCAGCUAGCCCCAUGCCUGCUGCUCCUGCCCCGCUGCAGCUGGGGCAGCCACAGCCUGGCUACAGCAUCCCCUCUGCUUCAGGCACCCUACAGUCGGAGAGCGCCAGCCAGCCCAACAGGAGCUCCGCUCUCCCUGCGGGCUCAGCCACUCCCUACAGUACCACCACAGUAUCUAACAUGGCAAACCCUAAAGAGAAGACCCCCAUGUGUUUGGUGAAUGAGUUAGCCCGUUUCAACAAGAUCCAACCUGAGUAUAAGCUGCUUUGUGAGCAAGGACCUGCUCACUCAAAGAUUUUCUCAGUGAGGCUCACGCUGGGAGAUCAGCACUGGGAGGCCGAGGGGACCAGUAUCAAGAAAGCCCAGCACUCCGCUGCUGCAUCCGCCCUCGCUGAGACCACGCUUCCCAAACCCACCAUCAGGACCCCCCGCAACACAGGCAAGACUGCAGAUGGCAUGACACACACUAUGGAGUUGAAUGCACUGUGUAUGAAGCUCGGUAAAAAGCCCAUGUAUAAACCCAUUGACCCGUACCCGGGGAUGAGACCGCCAAACUUCAACUACAAUGUCCGAGCUCCGGGGCCUUACCAGCGCUCUAUGCAACAGAGGGAAAUGUGUUCAUUUAUUGUGUCCAGGUACUACUACCCGUUUCCUCCAGUGGGACCAAUGAUAUACCACAUGGAGCUUUCCAUCGGAGGCCAGCAGUUUAUUGGGAAGGGACGCACGCGGCAGAUGGCCAAACAUGACGCUGCUGCCAAGGCCUUAAAAGUACUGCAGAAAGAGCCAAUACUGCAACAGUUGCCAGUGAUGAACGGAGAGCCCGAGGAGGAGAACCUGAACAAAUCAGAAAUCAGUCAAGUGUUUGAAAUUGCAUUGAAACGCAACUUACCGGUCAACUUUGAGGUUUUGAAGGAAGAAGGUCCUCCACACAUGAAGAGCUUCGUAGUGCGAGUUACAGUCGGGGAGUUCACAGGAGAAGGCGAGGGGAAAAGUAAAAAGAUUGCCAAGAAACUAGCGGCAGCAGCGGUGCUGGGAGAGUUGAAGAGGCUACCCCACAUACCCAGUGUGGAAAAGACAGUGCCACGCAUCAAAAAGAAAACCAAAUCCAUUAUCAAGCUGCAGACCAGCCCUGAGUAUGGACAGGGGAUGAAUCCCAUCAGCCGCCUGGCUCAGAUCCAGCAGGCCAAGAAGGAGAAGGAGCCGGAGUACAGCAUGGUGACGGAGAGAGGUCUGCCACGGCGCAGGGAGUUCGUCAUGCAGGUGACCGUGUGUGGCCAAUCUGCCGAGGGAAUGGGACCCAGUAAGAAGGUGGCGAAAAGGAAUGCUGCAGAGAAAAUGCUGGAAAUUUUGGGAUAUAAAGUGCCUCAACCACAGCCCCCCAAACCGGCACUCAAAACCGACGAAAAGCCACCUGUGAAAAAACCUGGUGAUGGGCGCAAAGUGACCUUCUUUGAACCCGGCUCUGUAGAGGAGGUGGCACUGGGUUCCAAGGAGGAGGACUUCCGUCUGCCUUACCUGAGCCACCAGCAGCUGCCUGCUGGUAUCCUGCCCAUGGUGCCUGAGGUGGCUCAAGCAGUCGGGGUCUGCCAAGGACCCCAGGCCAAGGACUACAGUCGGGCUAUUCCCAACCCGGGCAAGGCAACAAUCACUGCCAUGAUUGCCAACGAGCUGCUUUAUGCAGGGACGUCAGUGACUGCUGAGACUAUCCUAAAAAACAAAAACACCUUGAAUCAGCGUCCCCACGGACCCCUCACCAGGCCCUCGGAACAGCUCGGCUAUCUGGCAUCCGUGCAGGGCCUGCAGGUUGAAUACAAGGACUUUCCCAAAAACAAUAAGAAUGAGUUUGUGUCGCUGAUCAACUGCUCGUCCCAGCCACCCCUCAUCAGUCAUGGGAUCGGGAAAGAUGUGGAAUCCUGCCACGAUAUGGCUGCACUGAACAUAUUGAAGUUGCUCUCAGAGUUGGACCAGCAGUCAAAUGAAAGGACAGGAAAUGGACCAGUCUCCGGGUGUAGCAAGCAGGAAAUGGAAGGCGACUUGCACCUGAAACAGGCUAACUCAAGCACACUGGCACAGACCCUGGAUGGCACUGUGUAGAUGAUCAGGUUUGGUUGUCUGUAAAAGCACUAGAGAAAACUCAGACACUGUGUUCUUAGUCCCAUUUAGAAGGCUACAGGAAGCUCCGGGCGCUGUAUGCUCUGUCACUGCUCAUCUUCAUUGUUACAAGAAUGUUCACAGUUAAACAAGAUUGAUAGGAAAAAAAAAAAAAAGUUUCUUCUCCUUGAUGUUGUUUAAUUGUCCACAUUAUUUAUUUUCUGUUGCUUUGUAGACAGUGUAGCUGCAUCCUAGUCAAUGAGUCGCUGGUUUACUUUGUGGGAAGAAGAAACAAAAAGAGUGAAAUUGAAGCAAUUAACUGUGAACUGUAUUUUGUUUUGCGUAGAACUUGAUUCCUCUUUGUGAGACCUGUUAACUUGCUUUUAAGUGUGUUAUGUUUUACCCUCCCGCUGAGGUAUCUCAUGAAAGAAGGGUCUCAUCUUUGUCUAGGGUGCAGCUGGCGAACCUCUGUUGAUUUUCCUAGAGUGCUUUAUAUCAACAACCACAAGUGAAGUGUUAUCGACAUUACCAUGUAGGGCCGGGAAGAAUUUGUGACUAAAUGUAGCGUGUGAUGUAAUGUGACGUUGUCUCUGCUGUUUGCGGCAGGGAUGUUUCCUUCCCUGUUGCAUCAGUUUCCCCGAUAAUCCUUUUCCCUCCCUCAUGUCAAUCUCCCCGUUCUCUCCGCUCCCCAUGGUAAUUAAACUUCAGUGCUUACGUGCAC